UUAUUUCUGGAAAAUGCACUCUUGGAUCAGACAAGAUGGUGAAGAAAGUGAUACUGAUGCAUCUUUCGAUGAACGACUCACCGACGAUAUUCCCAGUACUUGCGGAGGUAGAAGACCUGUAAGAGCAAAAUCCAAUGCGUCUAAAUGUACACAAAGUCCAUUUAUUACACCGGCAAAGCAGGAACGUCAAACUUUACAACAGGUUCAAAAUUUUUCAACUCCCGGCAGUUCUAGGUCUGAGGAUCAAUCACUUCGUAAGGCAAUUAUGAUGGAAGAAGGAAAAGUCUCCCCAUCAAAUUAUAAGAAAAAACAUGAACGAAAAAAGGAGUGUUACAAAGUUCAAAAUUUGUCAACUUCUGGCAGUUCUAUGUCUGAGGAUCAAUCACUUCUUCGACAUAGACAAAAUAUUCAACGUAUUCAACAACGUCCUUCUUUCCUUGAGGGAGCAAAUAAUCUUCAAAAGAUUUUGGAGCAACCUUUUUCUAUUAAAUUCAGAAAAAACGAAAAUGGACAGAGUGGAGCAGGGCCUUCUGCAGAGCGUUGUGCUGAGUCUUUCGUAGAAACACAUCAUGCUGAUUAUUCAUCAAUACCUAAAGAAUUUCUCACUCAAUUGGAGGGUCUAAAAAGAGAAAAUUUAGUCGUAAAAGAUGAGAAUGUCGCAAUGAGAGAGCGAUUAUAUCAUCUAGAACGUCAAGUUAACCAGAAUAGACAAAAUGAUGUUUGGCAGUUCGACAGAAUGGUAAACAGUGAGGCGCAACGUUCUUAUGAUCGAUUUGUGCAGGACCAAAUGAUACAGCACCGUGCUGCUGCUAUUAAUAUCAACAGAUUCAAUCAUGCAAAUUAUAAUUCUGAACAACUCAUGUUUACACAACAUUCGAAGUCAAAUGGUACAACUUUUCAAAUGUCAUUUGGUCGUUCAUCUACUUCAAUUCAGAAGCAAGAGGAUCCAAAUGAGGAACGUUUUAAAAAAGUUGAACAGAAAGUUGACAAAAUUGACGAAAUGUUGUCUUAUAUAAUUAGUCAAAUGAACAAUAAAAGUGAUGGGUCUGCAGGAACUUCUACCAUGGGAAAGAAAAGUGAAUCAAACCAAAAUGCAUUUAAAAAAUGA
This is a messenger RNA of Meloidogyne enterolobii, 1108 nucleotides long. The record is from the annotation of a GenBank genome assembly. Lineage: Eukaryota; Metazoa; Nematoda; Chromadorea; Rhabditida; Meloidogynidae.